AAAAAUGGAUGAUUGGUUGUUUUGGCUUCCUGAGUUAACGGUUUGAGGAAGGCUGGAUUUCUAAGCUUUUUGGAGCCGGGAACUUUGUGUGCUUGUGAAGUUUUCUGGAGAAAAGGAGCCGGGGGGGGGGGGAGAGAGCGUAAAAGCAAGGCCUUUCCUCUGACCUAUGAAAAUGUUGGAGAUUUGUCUGAAAUUGGUGGGCUGCAAGUCAAAAAAAGGACUCUCCUCAUCCUCCAGCUGUUACUUGGAAGAGGCCCUUCAGAGGCCAGGAGUCUCUGAAUUUGAGCCCCAGGGCCUGAGCGAAGCUGCCCGCUGGAACUCCAAGGAAAACCUCCUGUCUGGUCCUGGAGAAAACGACCCGAACCUUUUUGUGGCCCUAUAUGACUUCGUAGCAAGUGGAGACAACACUCUCAGCAUAACUAAAGGUGAAAAGCUCCGUGUCCUGGGCUACAACCACAAUGGAGAAUGGUGUGAAGCCCAAACAAAGAACGGGCAGGGCUGGGUCCCCAGCAACUACAUCACCCCUGUCAACAGCUUGGAGAAGCAUUCCUGGUACCACGGUCCGGUGUCGCGGAACGCCGCCGAGUACUUGCUCAGCAGCGGAAUCAACGGCAGCUUCCUGGUGCGGGAAAGCGAGAGCAGUCCGGGGCAGCGGUCCAUCUCUCUGCGAUACGAGGGGAGGGUCUACCACUACCGGAUAAACACCGCCUCGGACGGGAAGCUUUAUGUCUCUUCGGAGAGCCGCUUCAACACCUUGGCCGAGCUCGUCCAUCACCACUCCACCGUAGCAGAUGGGCUGAUCACCACCCUCCACUACCCCGCCCCGAAGCGGAACAAGCCCACCAUCUACGGCGUCUCCCCAAACUACGACAAGUGGGAGAUCGAGCGGACAGACAUCACCAUGAAACACAAACUGGGAGGAGGCCAGUAUGGGGAGGUGUACGAAGGAGUCUGGAAAAAGUAUAGUCUGACUGUAGCCGUGAAGACCUUAAAGGAGGACACCAUGGAGGUGGAAGAAUUCUUGAAAGAGGCCGCAGUCAUGAAAGAGAUCAAGCAUCCAAACCUGGUGCAAUUACUGGGCGUGUGUACACGGGAGCCCCCAUUUUAUAUCAUCACCGAGUUCAUGACCUACGGAAACCUGCUGGAUUACCUGCGGGACUGUAACAGGCAGGAAGUGAAUGCCGUGGUGCUGCUUUACAUGGCCACCCAGAUCUCCUCAGCCAUGGAGUACCUGGAGAAGAAGAACUUCAUCCACAGGGACCUGGCUGCCCGGAACUGUCUGGUCGGGGAGAACCAUCUGGUGAAGGUGGCUGACUUUGGCUUGAGCAGGCUCAUGACGGGGGACACGUACACGGCCCACGCGGGGGCCAAGUUCCCCAUCAAGUGGACGGCACCCGAAAGCCUCGCUUACAACAAGUUCUCCAUUAAGUCCGAUGUCUGGGCCUUCGGCGUCCUGCUUUGGGAAAUCGCAACUUACGGCAUGUCUCCGUACCCUGGGAUUGACCUCUCGCAGGUCUAUGAGCUCCUGGAGAAGGACUAUCGCAUGGAGCGUCCCGAAGGCUGUCCAGAGAAAGUCUACGAGCUCAUGAGAGCCUGUUGGCAGUGGAGCCCUUCCGACAGGCCCUCCUUCGCCGAAAUCCACCAAGCAUUUGAGACCAUGUUUCAAGAAUCCAGCAUCUCAGACGAGGUGGAAAAAGAGCUCGGGAAGAAAGGGAUGCGGGCUGCCGUCAACACCUUUUUGCAAGCUCCCGAACUGCCAACCAAAACAAGAACAUCCAGGAGAGCUGCAGAAUGCAAAGACGCCAACGAGAGCCUGGAGACGGCGUCCACCAAAGGCCCGGGGGAAUGUGAAUCCUCAGAGCACGAGCCGACGGUCUCUCCUCUGCUGCCGCGGAAGGAAAGGGUCAACGUGGAGAGCGGCCUGAACGAGGACGAUCGCUUGCUGCCGAAAGACAAAAAGACCAACCUUUUCAGUGCCCUGAUCAAGAAGAAGAAGAAGCUGGCCCCGACUCCUCCGAAGCGCAGCAGCUCCUUCCGGGAGGCCGAGAGCCACCCGGACCGCAAAGGAGGCGGGGAGGAGGAUGGCAAAGAGGGUGGAAACGGGGUCCUGGGCGCCCACCCUUUGGACUUAGAGGACCGCGCCAGGUUCCAAACCUCCAGCAACGAGGCUGGGGUCGCCAACGGAACCGUGGCGGGGAACUCGGGGCUGCUGUCCCCCCACCUCUGGAAGAAGUCCGGCCCCACCCCGAAUAGCCGUCCGGGGCCCGGCGAAGAAGAGAGCGGCGCCAACGCCAGCAAGCGCUUCCUCCGCUCGUGCUCGGCUUCCUGCGUGCCCCACGGGGCCAGGGACACCGAGUGGAAGUCCGUGACGCUUCCCCGGAACCCCCAGUCCACGGGGCGGCAGUUCGACUCCUCCACCUUCGGGGGGCACAAGAGCGAGAAGCCGGCUCUGCCCCGGAAGCGGGCGAGCGAGGCCAAAGCCGACCUGGCUGCCAAGGGGGCGGCCACCCCGCCACCUCGGCUGCUCAAGAAAAGCGAGGAAGUGCCUGAGGACACGCCGAGGGAUGUGGAGUCCAGCCCGGGCUCCAGCCCCCCCACCCUGACGCCAAAACUCGGCCGGAGGCAGCCGCCCGUCCCGCCAGCUGUGGGCCUCGGAUACAAAGAGGAUGCUGUGAAGCCCGGUGCAGUAGGGGUGGGGGCGGCCAUGGAGCAGGGCUCGGCGGCCAGAGCCGGGGUCGGAGCCCUCCCCAGCAUGGCCAGGGCCUCCGCGGAGGAGCCUCGGCUGAGGAAGGCCAAGCAGGCCUCGGAGAAGGAGAAGGGCAAGCACGCCAAGCUGAAGCCGGCCCCGCCACCCCCGCUCUCCUCGGCCUCUUCCCUCGGCAAAGGCGGCAAGGCAGCUCUCGGGCCCAGCCAUGACGGGCCCGAGGGGGGCCCGGCCAAGGGCAAGCACCCGGCCCCCGACUCCGCCGGUGCCGAGACCGCCAAGCCCAGCCCAUUAGCCGAGGGGGGGAAGAAGCCGGCCGUCUCCUCCGCGCCAAAGCCCCCGUCCUCCUCAAAGCUGCUGCUGAUGACGGCCGCCCCCUCGCCCGCCUCGCCCUUCGCAGCCCCCGCCACCUCCUCGCCCGCCGGCGCAGAGCAGCCCGCCUGCACGGCCUUCAUCCCCCUCAUCUCCACCCGUGUCUCCCUGCGGAAGACCCGCCAGCCGCCCGAGAAGAUCGCCAGCGGCGCCGUCACCAAGGGCACGGUGCUGGAGAGCGCCGAGGCGCUGCGGACAGCCAUCAGCAGAAACUCCGAGCAGAUGGCCAGCCACAGCGCCGUCCUGGAGGCGGGCAAGAACCUCUACACCUUCUGUGCCAGCUACGUGGACUCCAUCCAGCAGAUGCGCAACAAGUUUGCCUUCCGGGAGGCCAUCAACAAACUGGAGAACAACCUCCGGGAGCUGCAGAUCUGCCCCGCCACGGCCGGCAGCGGCCCGGCGGCCACGCAGGACUUUAGCAAGUUGCUCAGUUCCGUGAAAGAAAUCAGCGACAUCGUCCAGAGGUAGCAGGAGCCUGCCAGAGCCGAGUGUCCGCAGCCGGCCACAGGCUCGCCGUGGCAUCCAGCGCCAACGUGGGGCUUGGGGGGACCUCGGUGUGGGCUGGCCCAGGACUUUCCCGUGCGUGGGGCGAAAGGAAGAAAUCACAUGGGAUACAAGUGGCUCCCUUGCAAACCACGUGGAAAUCAGCCGGAGCUGCACCACGCAGCUUCCUUCCCUCCCAGUGAGAUGUGCAGUUGGGGGGCUUGGAUUUGGGGGGGUCCCAUGGCCCCCCUGAACCACUGCCUUUCCUCAGGCCGCCCUGGCUAUCGGGGUGGCCACCCCCGAUUCUUCACUUCAAGCCUCGCUGGGAAGCCAGAGUCUCCGUGAGAGAUUGCAGGACGCUUCCUCCCCACCCGCUUCCCGUUUCCGUGCCGUUUCUCACAUACUCAAAUCCUCUUAUCUGUGCAGGGUUCUUGCCUGGGGGGAUUUAGUGAGUCUUAACAUGUCGAGGGUGCUUCAUUUCUCACACGCCUGUUCAUAUUUUAUUCCCUCUGGGUUGAGCUUUUCGUUGGAAGCAGGGCCUGGCGGAUGCCGCCUGCACCGGGGUGGGGGCCCCUUCCAGUGCCGCCACCUGCCUUCCUCCCACGUGCCCCAGCAGUGCCUGCUGGUGGCAAUGCCCACCCACCCCCAGGCCCUCUCCCCUCCCUCCAGCUCCCAGGGUUAGAACUAGGGAAUGGCUGUUGUGGGGGUGAACCAUUGGCCUCUCCCCGCCCCACUCCUGGCCUUCCUGUGCAAAGGAUGCAACACAUUCCCUGCUUCUUUCCGAGAAAUUACUUGGUCUCAGAAAGAGCCAGCUGAGUCACCUGCUUGAGCAGAAGUGCCCCGGAGAUGCGUCCCUCGGCAGCCCCCACCCAUGUCCUGCUAGCAAUAAAUGACUCCCCAGGCUCACGGGGGCCCGAAAGCGCCCGUCCACGGGGCCGCCUCUUCUCAGGCGUCCCCCUCCGGCCUGGCUUCCUCAGGUGGGUCAGUGCCCUGCCUCAGGGACACCUGGCACAUGUGCACCUGCCACGAAGGUACCUGCACAGGAAACGUGGGAGAGGUACCACAUCCAUCCCGUGGGAGCCUCCCCUUUCCAGCGUGCCCAGUUUUGGGAUCUCGCUGGUCCACCUGGUUAAGUAUCUGGCUGUUGAGACAAACCCCCUGGAAUUCAGUGCUGCCUGACCAAACCCUUCUGCCUGGACCCCACCGUUGCCUCGCUGGGGGCAGGAGCAGGUUUAAUCCCAUUGGAUCCGGCCACCACCUCUUGGGAGAACCCCUGGCAGCUUCUUCGCCCCUUGACCAAAAGCUCCGAAGGAAAAACGCCAGGGGUGCCCUUGGGCCGUGUCUUCUGCCCUGGGCUUGGUUGCGCCUGCAGCAUGGAAGGAAGUGGGAGGGAGUGGCAGGUGGGCCAUCCAGAGCGGGCAGAAGAAACAGGCCAGGAAGGAAGCAGCACCCUUUGGGCUUGCUCUGAGCGGAACCCCUGAAACGCCUUUCAUUGAAAGGUUCUCCACAAAGGUAGAACUGCUCCCGGACUGGACUUCUUCAGAGUGCACAGCGAUACCAAAGGAACACGUUUUUAAAAAUCCCUGCACAUAGAAAACAAGCAUGUCAGGCUCUUCUCCCUGACAUGCUAGCUUUCCGCGCCAGGUGGCCCUUCCCCAUCUUCACAGAGAGAGAAUUUCGGCAUACUAGUCACACCAUGCGCAUGGAAGGUCGAGCCAGGAGCAGUUUCAUCAAAAGAACAAAUAUUUAUUAAGAAAGGCUCUUAACACAGAGGAAUAACUCGGCCCCUGCUGCUGAACGACCGCUGGGCUUCUUCCGCAAGCCACGCUGGCCUCCUCCUCGGCUCCUCGCUCCUCAGGGGAUGACGGCAGCCCUGCAAGCCCAUAUUCCUGACAAUUGUUCAGUUGUGGACCAAAGCCCUGCUCAGCGAUUUAACACUAGUCCAGCCGAUGAGCCGUGCAAUUUAUGUCCUUUCAGAUGAAAAGGCAAGGCAUAAAAACUCAUAAAAAUAAAAGAGAGCUGCCCUUUCUCUUAACCGCCCCGCUCCCACUGUUUCAUAGCAACCCCUUCUUUUGUGGAUCAUCAACACUAAUCACUUUUAAUUAUCUUGCUCCCCGUCUCUUUCAGACAAAUGCACGUGUGAGCCUUCCGCCUCCCCCAGCCGACACCCCCCACACACGCCUUUGCCAAACUGACAAAUUUUUUGUACAUUGUGAUACACACAGAAUUGAACGCAUGACCACAAGCUGCCUUUUAAAACCCCUGUGUGUGCGAGAGUGUGUUCAGUGAAAAAGAGACGAUUCCUUUUCUUUUGGGACUGUACUGUUUUCAGAGGGUACUGUUACUUUGUGGAUAAUCUGUUGGUGCCACUAUAUAUACAUUUUUAUCUCAGUAUUACAGCUUUUGUAGGCCUUUCCCCCCGAUGUGUAAAUAGCUGUCCCAAGCUUCUGUCAUGCCCACAGUCCUUGCUCCUUCUCCGCCUCUUCUCCUGCUUGUGAGUGUCCAGAUUCGUCUCCACCCUUCUCACCCUGACUUUGUGUUUGUUUUUAAAUAACGCCUUUUCUUCCUUAGUCUUUUUUAAAAUAAAUUGAUGUCCAAGAAAGAAGCGUA
This is a messenger RNA of Varanus komodoensis (Komodo dragon), 6169 nucleotides long. RefSeq names its product ABL proto-oncogene 1, non-receptor tyrosine kinase (gene ABL1). The record is from RefSeq and is a predicted model, not a curated record. Gene Ontology annotation, biological process: protein phosphorylation; regulation of apoptotic process. Gene Ontology annotation, molecular function: protein binding; ATP binding; non-membrane spanning protein tyrosine kinase activity. Lineage: Eukaryota; Metazoa; Chordata; Lepidosauria; Squamata; Varanidae.